AUGGCGGCUAUUCACGGAGUCGAGCGCCAGGUUAGCUUUCAGGACCAUAUCACAUCCGUCAACGGCACGAAGACGGCAAACUGGACGCCGGAUUCUUGGAGAAGCAAGCCAAUAGCACAACCUGUCAACUACGAAGAUGAUGCUCUGGUUGAGACAGCACUCGCCAAACUCAAGCAUGUACCACCGCUCGUCACCUCGACGGAAAUCUGGACGCUGAGGAGAGCGCUGAAGAAUGUGGCCCUAGGCAAGGCCUUCCUACUCCAAGGCGGUGACUGUGCAGAGCGUUUCGACUACUGCCACGACGAUACGAUCGAUGGGAAGAUCAGAUUACUUCUUCAGAUGUCACUCGUUCUCAUCUGGGGCGGUAACAAGCCUCUGGUCCGCAUAGCCCGAAUGGCAGGUCAGUACGCCAAGCCCAGAAGCAAGCCAACAGAGACCUUCGAAGGGAAGGAGAUUCCAAGUUACAGAGGCGACAUCCUGAACGGCUACCCUCCAGACGGUCGUACGAUUGAUCCUGAUCGACUUGUGCAAGCCUACUUCCAUUCUGCGGCGACAUUGAACUAUGUUCGUGCACAGCUUGCUUCCGGAAUUGCCGAUUUGCACAACCCGAUGGACUGGGGUUUGGGUCAUGUCACAGAUCCUGCAUUGCUGGCAAAGUACACUGGCAUUGUCGAGAGUAUCUCUGGGAGCUUACGCUUCAUGAAGACCGUUGGUGCAGACACGUCCAGUCAGCUACAAAGCGUCGACCUUUUCACCAGCCACGAGGCGCUUCUACUGGCGUACGAAGAGGGUCUGACGAGAAAGCUGAAGCACCCCAAAAACCGUGAUGUACCUCCCAUACGACGAAGCUUUGCGCAGGCCAACGGAGCGUCCAUCGCUAAGGGCGGCUUUGUUCCUUCAGAGAUCCCUCCUGCAGAAGACACCGGCUACUACAACACCAGUGCACACUUCAUCUGGAUAGGUGACCGCACCAGACAAGUCGACCAUGCACAUCUCGAAUACGCUCGAGGGGUCGAGAACCCGAUCGGCAUCAAAGUUGGACCAACUACUGCAGAAGGUGACCUCGUCCAGAUCCUAGACCUCGUCAAUCCACGCAAGGAAAUCGGCAAAGUCACGCUCAUCACGCGCUAUGGCAAGGACAAGAUCAACGACAUGCUGCCCAAGCACAUUGAAGCAGUCCGUAAGACAGGACAUGUGGUCGUGUGGCAAUGCGACCCAAUGCACGGCAACACUCGUUCGACAGAGGAGGGUAUCAAGACUCGAUCGUUCCAGCACAUAUUUGAAGAGCUUUCGGCAGCGCUUCGCAUCCAUACCGAAUGCGAUUCGUACCUUGGUGGUGUACAUCUCGAAUUGACCGCUGAUGCUGUCACGGAGUGCACGGGUGGAAGUGAAGGACUUCAGGAUAAGGACUUGAGCCAGGCGUACCACACUUACUGCGAUCCACGGCUGAAUGAGAAGCAAGCGCUUGAGCUUGCAUUCCUCGUUGCAGACAGUCAGCAGCAGAUGGCCUCGCCUAGCCUGCAGCCUAUCAAUGGGACGCAUAGGAGCUCUAUGGGCGAUGAAUAG
Messenger RNA from Zasmidium cellare ATCC 36951, 1566 nucleotides. RefSeq lists its product as uncharacterized. Lineage: Eukaryota; Fungi; Ascomycota; Dothideomycetes; Mycosphaerellales; Mycosphaerellaceae. The record is from RefSeq and is a predicted model, not a curated record. The transcript has a single exon. Gene Ontology annotation, biological process: aromatic amino acid biosynthetic process. Gene Ontology annotation, molecular function: 3-deoxy-7-phosphoheptulonate synthase activity. Bases 1 to 1566 code for a protein of 521 amino acids.